This is a messenger RNA of Corticium candelabrum, 1230 nucleotides long. Its product is annotated as ATP-dependent DNA helicase RecQ-like. Gene Ontology annotation, molecular function: nucleic acid binding; ATP binding; four-way junction helicase activity. Gene Ontology annotation, biological process: double-strand break repair via homologous recombination. The record is from RefSeq and is a predicted model, not a curated record. The transcript has 2 exons. Lineage: Eukaryota; Metazoa; Porifera; Homoscleromorpha; Homosclerophorida; Plakinidae. The coding region runs from base 1 to 1230 and encodes 409 amino acids. Gene Ontology annotation, cellular component: nucleus; chromosome; cytoplasm.
AUGUCAUACGAUCAAGAGUCGAUUUCGCUUGCCAUUAUGUUUGCAACUAAGUUUAUGGGGUACCUCGAGCUUCGAACUUUACAGGAACAGGUAGUGAAACACUUCGUUGGAGGUAGAGAUGUUUUUGUGUCCUUUCCCAGCGGCGGUGGCAAGUCGCAGUGUUACGCUAUCCUACCGCUUGUGUUUGAUUUCUUGCAAAAGAAAGAACGAGAGAAACAGUCACUAGUUAUUGUGGUGAGUCCUUUGAUUGCGCUAAUAAAAGAUCAAGUUAGAUCGCUUCGCGACCACAACGUGAGCGCCGUCUACGUGAAUGAAGAAGACCAAUUCAGUGCUGUCGCCGAUAUGAAGUACCAACUAAUUUUUAUGAGUCUUGAAACUAUGCUAAGACGUUGGGGGGUGCGGGAUAUGUUGCUGAGCCACGUCUUUCAAGAAAAUCUGGUGGCUGUUGCAAUUGAUGAAGCUCACUGUGUGAAAAAAUGUUUGAUUCCUAGAGGAGUAAACAUGAUGGCACUAACAGCAACAGCCACUGUAACCACACGUAAAGCAAUAUGUAAGACUCUUGGCAUGCUGGACUCAGUUGUUGUAGCUGAAUCACCCAACAAGCCCAAUAUCAAAUAUUCUGUUCAGCAUAAUCCAGGCACUUUAGAAGAGACAUUUGCUCCUCUUGUUGAGAAAAUACGCUCCCAUCGCCAAUCAUUACCACGAUCAAUCAUCUUUUGUCGUAGCUAUGACUCUUGUUCUUCAAUUUAUUUGUUUAUGAAGAGUCGACUUGGAAGAGAGAUGACUGAGCCAAUGGGGACACCUGACUUGCCUAGGUUUCGCCUGAAAGAUAUGUUUACUUGGUGCACACGUCUAGAUAUCAAGGAGUCAAUUAUUGGAUCAUUUUGUGACCCCCAUAGGCAGUUGCGAGUGGUCAUCUCCACUGUAGCUUUUGGAAUGGGUCUUGAUUGUCCUAAUGUAGGUGCAGUUAUAAACUGGGUGCUUGCUGAAGAUGCUGAGCUGUAUCUGCAAGAAACUGGACGUGCAGGUCGAGAUGGAUUACCAGCAAAUGCAGUUUUGUAUCAUGGUGGUCCUGAUCUGAUUACUCGAAAUGUGUAUAAAGAUAUAAAAGAUUAUUGUGGAAACAAAGACAUCUGUAGAAGGAGGUUGUUGCUGGGGCUUUUUCACAGUUCAGAAGAAAUAGGAACUAGUCCUCAGUUUCCAUGUUGUGAUGUAUGUGAUUUGCUGUGA